Molecule: messenger RNA, 3037 nt
Organism: Acanthoscelides obtectus
Lineage: Eukaryota; Metazoa; Arthropoda; Insecta; Coleoptera; Chrysomelidae
Source: the annotation of a GenBank genome assembly
CAAAAUAAAAUUUGUAAACACAUGCAUAAUAACAAGUAAAUAUCUGGCAGUUACUAUAGUGUUUUAUAAUUAAUUGGCGUAAAAGAUUUGCAAUAAUUAUGCAUAAAGUGAUGUUUACAAUCAGGAAGAGAAUUUACCUUUGUUUACAAGUAGCACAGGUGCAUCAAAAAUUGGUUGAUUGUCUUUGAUUUAGGCUGUAGAAGAUCACAUGAAUUUAUUUAAAUAAAAUCACAUAAAUCACUGUGCCAUCUUCAUUGAUGCAACUUUAAAUAUUUUCAAUUUAAAAGAACAUCAGAGUACAAGGUUAGCAGGGUUAGGUGGUUUGACAUUUGUAAACCGUGGAACUCGAACCAUCGUGGAACUCGCAAGCUUAAAAGUGGGACGGAACUGGGACUUACGAGACGAACCCGUGGAACCCACAGAGCGUGACAUUAUUCUAUGCUCUGUGAAUCUUUUGUUUUUGUGUGCCAUGACUCCUGUCUAUAGUGUCUUCGGUGUCUUCUGAGCUUAGCAGCGAUGCCACUUACUGUCUGUGAAUAGAAAUACCGGUGGAUGAUGAUAUAUACUUACGUGGUAUAAUAAUACCUAUGUUUUGUGUCGGCUUCAAUGAAAACUACGAGUAGAUUUGAGAAUCCAAGCUUCAAGACCACAAGGAUCGAACAGUAUAAGUAGUUAUUUUAGAACCGUAUACUAUCAUAGAAGCGUAAACGGUACAAACAUAAGAGGGGUUGAUAUUGCCAUCUUAAAUUUGAUGUAAUUCAAGGCAAGAACCCCAGGGAUUCACAGAAUAAGAAACAUACGAAUGCAACCUUGCUUUUUUGCAUCGUUUGCUGUUUAUGUUUACGUUGUGGUAUCAUUUCCGAUUUUUAUAUACGACAGAUAAUUUGCUUAUUUAUCUUUUCUGUAAUCCAACAUGAUGUUAAGAAUAAUUAUUACUUUGAUUGCUACAUCCCUAUGCUCUUGUGAUUCAAAUAUUGAUCACAUAACGGAGAUCUUUGAAUCGUCAGGUUGUAUAGAAGCUUCUCUAGCAUCCAUUGAACAGAAUGUUGAACUGGGAGGUUUUAAGAAAGAAGAUAAUAUUUACAGAUUUGUGGAUUCCAGUAUAACAGAUUUGAAAAAGCAUAAGAAUCAGACCAGUGCAUCUGUUUUGUCACAAUUACAUGAACUAGCUGCUUAUAAUGAUUUACAAUAUCAAUAUGUAUUGGAUAAGGAAGAGGGACCAGCACAUGCAAAACUAUUCACAGUAACCCUGACAGUAGGUGAGGAAAAGUAUACAGGUCAGGGAACCAAUCUAAAAAAGGCUCAGCAAAGUGCUGCAUCACAGGCAAUAACUGAAACUGCAUAUGCUAAGCCCCCACUGAAAGAAGGACCACCACCAGAUAGCAGUUUAACUCCAGUAGCUUUACUGAAUGAUUUAAGUACAAAACUUGGCAUUCCAAUAAAGUUCAGCCUUAUGAAUGAUGAUCAGGAGCCUGCUGCAAAAAAAGCCAGAGGCAAAAAGACAUAUUUCAAGAAGCUGAAUGAUUCUAUUCUUGAUGAUGAAGAGCUCCAUAUAAGGAAAGACCUACCUGAAACUAGUGGUCCAUUCCAUGUGAAAUUAGAAGUUGGGCAAGAUAAUGUUUUCUAUGCAGUUGCUCAAAGUAUAAAAGUGGCAAAACAUGAGGCAGCAAUCAGUGCUUUGGAAUUUUUUAUUGAGAAUAAGGAUAAAAUGGAUUUACAUUGUCUCAAAGAAGGAUCUGAAGAGCAAUGUAGGCAAAACAGGCAAAAACUAAAGUCACCAAUUUCUAUAAUAUAUGAGGCUGGACAAGCAAGAAAAAUUGGUGUUGAGUUUAAUAUAAUUAGUGAAACUGGGAAGAAUCACAGAAAAACUUUUGUAACUGAAUGCAUUUUUGGAGAUAGCAGAGCUAUUGGUGAAGGGUCGUCAAAAAAGGAAUCCAAAAAGGCAGCUGCAGAAAAUAUGCUAGAAAUUAUCAAGACUUUAGACCCACUACCAUUAGGAACCCAACUAAAAAGUUUAACUGCAGAACCAAAGAAAAAGAAGAAAGGCAGGAAAAAUAAAGUUAUCAAAACUAAUUUUGAGAAAAUUAGGAAUGAAGCAGAACAGCUCUUUGAUAGCUUCAUAUCUAAUUUUGGAAAAAACAGGGAUGUUGAAGAUACUAAGACUGGAAACCAAAACAGAAAUGACCAUAAAAAAGAAACAAGGCAUAAACCAAAGCCGGGCAGUUCGUAUCAGACGAAAAUGUUAAAAUUGAGCAACUUUUUGAACACAGAAAUACAGUUUAUGGACUUGAAAGAUGGAAAAUAUUCUUUACUGGCAAUACAUUUAGAUCCCGAAUAUCUUUGUUUGGGCCACGAGCAAAAUGAUAUGUCAGCUAAAGAAAACGCAGCUUUACAUGGUCUACAGUUGUUGAAAAAAAUGGGGAUGAUGGAACAUUUUGAAGGAGAAACUGAUCUGACAUUUGAAAGAGAAAUCAAGAAUCAAGUUGAUGAUAUCAUGAAAACCAAUAUUGAAGAGGACAGCUAGUAUUAGGAACUUUUUUAUAAAUAUAACGCUUCAUUUGUUUUGUAAAUAUUAUUCUAUAAAGUUCAGGUUCUUUUAUUUAACCAACCAAUUCCUCAGAUGGGUAGUUUGCCGUCGAUCGAGGUGGUACUCGACGGUGGGACCAUAACAAUUGACAGAUAAUGUAAACGGAAACACUUCCAUAUUCUGAAUUAAUAUGGUCUUAGAACAUGAUAACUAUAUAGUCUGGCCUGAAAACUAUCCUGUGAUUCUAUUGAAUAUUGAAGAGGACAGCUAGUAUUAGGAACUUUUUUAUAAAUAUAACGCUUCAUUUGUUUUGUAAAUAUUAUUUUAUAAAGUUCAGGUUCUUUUAUUUUACCAACCAAUUCCUCAUAUGGGUAGUUUGCCGUCGAUCGAGGUGGUACUCGACGGUGGGACCCGUAACAAUUGACAGAUAAUGUAAACGGAAACACUUUCAUAUUCAGAAUUAAUAUGUUCUUAGAACAUGAUAACUAUAUAGUCUGGCCUGCAAAUUAU